GAGAGAGAGAGAGAGAGAGAGAGAGCGAGCAGGCAGGGCUCCGGCAGUAGGUCGGUAUGUAGCGACAGCGAAGCCUUUGACUGGGAUUACAAAGAGGGAAAAACACGCCUUGGAAAGAAAAUAUCACCAGCUGGAUUAAAAAUAAAACCAUCCGAGGAUGAGACACACACCGUCCGCUUGAAGGAGAAUCUAAAACACGCCGUUAUUCCGCUUAGUUAUCACCGUUUUUUACGAAAAUGGCGAACGACUCUCCGGCCAAAAGUCUGGUGGAUAUAGACCUGGCAUCCCUGCGGGAUCCUGCUGGGAUUUUCGAGUUGGUGGAAGUAGUCGGAAAUGGCACCUAUGGACAAGUCUACAAGGGUCGACAUGUCAAGACAGGACAACUGGCGGCCAUCAAGGUCAUGGACGUCACAGAGGAUGAAGAGGAGGAAAUUAAGUUGGAAAUCAACAUGCUGAAGAAGUACUCCCACCACAGAAACAUAGCCACCUACUAUGGAGCCUUCAUCAAAAAAAGUCCACCAGGCCACGAUGAUCAGCUAUGGCUGGUGAUGGAGUUCUGCGGUGCUGGUUCCAUCACGGAUCUGGUAAAGAACACAAAAGGCAACUCACUGAAGGAGGACUGGAUUGCCUACAUCUCCAGAGAGAUUCUCAGGGGAUUAGCUCACCUGCAUGCCCAUCAUGUCAUCCACCGUGACAUCAAGGGACAAAAUGUGUUGCUGACUGAGAAUGCUGAGGUGAAACUGGUGGACUUUGGUGUGAGUGCUCAGCUGGACCGGACAGUAGGCCGGAGGAACACCUUCAUUGGGACUCCUUAUUGGAUGGCUCCAGAGGUUAUUGCUUGUGAUGAAAACCCGGAUGCUACCUAUGACUACAGGAGUGACCUGUGGUCCUGUGGAAUCACAGCCAUAGAGAUGGCUGAGGGAGCACCACCACUGUGUGACAUGCAUCCAAUGAGAGCCCUGUUCCUCAUUCCCAGAAACCCUCCUCCUCGACUCAAGUCCAAAAAAUGGUCGAAAAAGUUCUUCAGCUUCAUUGAGGGCUGCCUGGUGAAGAAUUACACCCAGCGCCCCCCAACUGAGCAGCUGCUGAAACACCCCUUCAUCCGGGACCAGCCCAAUGAGAGGCAGGUCCGCAUCCAGCUCAAAGACCAUAUCGACCGAACCAAGAAGAAGAGGGGUGAAAAGGAUGAGACAGAGUAUGAAUACAGUGGCAGUGAAGAAGAAGAGGAAGAAGCAUCUGAGCAAGAAGGAGAGCCAAGCUCCAUAGUCAACGUGCCGGGUGAGUCGACCUUGCGCCGUGACUUCAUCCGGCUGCAGCAGGAGAACAAGGAGCGUUCAGAGGCUCUGCGCCGCCAACAGCUCCUCCAGGAACAGCAGCUCCGCGAGCAGGAGGAGUAUAAACGCCAACUACUGGCUGAGAGGCAGAAACGUAUCGAGCAGCAGAAGGAGCAGAGAAGACGGCUGGAGGAGCAACAACGUCGUGAGCGUGAGAUGAGGAGGCAGCAGGAGCGUGAGCAACGCCGGCGUGAGCAGGAGGAGAAGAGACGCAUUGAAGAAAUGGAGCGACGCCGAAAAGAGGAGGAAGAGCGUAGGAGGGCUGAGGAAGAAAAGAGGAGGGCCGACCGAGAACAGGAGUACAUCCGUCGCCAGUUGGAGGAGGAGCAGAGGCACCUGGAGAUCCUGCAGCAGCAGCUGCUUCAUGAACAGGCCAUGCUGCUGGAGUAUAAAUGGCGGGAGCUUGAGGAACAGCGUCAAGCACAGAAGCUCCAGAGACAGCUGCAGCAGGAGCAGGCCUACCUGCUGUCCCUCCAGCAAAACCAGAACCUGGACAGUAGCAAAACAGCCCAGCAACAGAGCACCAAACCCUCACAGAACCUUGAACCUGAAAGGGAAAAGUCCCCGCAGUGCCCUGGCCUGGAUACAGCAAUGCAACCACAGAACAUUGACUUUGAGAAGACACGGUCCAGUCAAACUCACAGUCUGGAGAAAACUACAGACAACAAGCUACCUGUCACUGACCUCCAAGGCCCCGCUCCUGACUCUGAGACAGUCAGAGAGGCUGAUGAGCGGUACCGGAAGAACAUCCAGGGUUCUCCUCAGUCAGCUCAGACCAAACCACAGCAGCCUCCGGUGCCACCACGUUCCGAGUCUUCCUAUGCCAACGGGAACUCGGCAUCAGAGGCACCCGCCAUGCACCGCCCUGUGGAGCCACAGGUUCGCUCCCUUCUGGCUGCCUUAAAGAGCAGCGGCAGCGUGGCAUCGAACUCCCCCACUACCACCCCGCCCAUUGUGUCGCGGUCGCACUCCUUCAGCGAGCCGCUCACCCCUAGCUUUGAAAAACUUCACCUUCGCAACAGCCAGGAACCCCACCAACACCAUCACCUUCCAUCUUCAUCACCAUCCUCCUCAUCAUCAACGCCUGCACGCAUUGACCCACAGCCCCUCCCCCAGCCUAGGCCCUCACCCCAUGAACCAGCCCCUUCAGAAGAGGUCCCACCCAGGGUUCCGGUCAGGACUACAUCAAGGUCCCCAGUGUUGUCAAGGCGAGACUCGCCUCAUCACCACAGCCACGCCUCACAGAGCAGCCAUGCCGUACAUCGCAAUGCUGCAAGUACAACAGAACCUCGGCUGCUGUGGGAGCGAGUGGAGAAACUGGUUCCCAGACCAACCAGUAACAGCGGAAGUGGAGGCUCCAGUUCCUCCAGCAGCUCCAGUAACUCCAGCUCUCAGCCCAGUUCACACUGUGGCUCUGGAGAGAGGUUCAGGGCCCGCUCCUCUUCCAAAUCGGAGGGCUCGCCCCUCCAACGGCCAGAGAAUGCUGGGAAAAAACCAGAGGAGAGGAGAGACUUGGUCAGGCCAAACAGACCAGCGGACCUGACAGCUCUGGCCAAAGAGCUGCGUGCAGUGGAUGACGUUCGCCCCCCAAAUAAAGUGACAGAUUAUUCAUCCUCCAGUGAAGACUCAGACACCACUGAUGAAGAUGAUGAUGAAGAGGUGGACCAGGAGGCAGGUGAAGAGUCGACCUCUGGCCCGGAGGACUCCAGAGCUGUUUCUUCCAGGCUGAGCAAUGGAGAGACGGAGUCAGUGAAAACCAUGAUUGUUCAUGAUGAAGGCGAGAGUGAUGCAGGCUCAAUGCCCUGCAAAGACAGCACUCUGAUUGUCAGACAGAAUAGCCACUGUAGUUUGCCCUUUGCUCUAGCUAACACCUUCCCUUCGCCUGAACUCAUCAGGAACACAUCUAGACCCAAAGUUGUCUACCCCUCUUUCUAUUUCCAGAGUGCAGGUGACAACAGAAAGCGUCCAGGCCCUGGCCUGGCCCAAGCCCAGACCCCUGGCCUGCUUGCAGGCUUUGCUACAAGCCCUGGCUCAGUGUCGGGGCCGGGUCUUGGCCACCAUACUCCCAGCCCCCAUCAUCAUCAUCACCACCAUCACCCCACACAGCAUGCGGAUAGGAACGGCUUUGCUGGCCGCAUCCACCACCUCCCAGACCUCAUCCAGCAGAGCCACCAUUCCUCCCCUUCCUCUGCAUCCAACUCCCCUUCCUCCUCCAGCCUUGCCAGCCCCUCCUCCAUGUCACCCCAGAGUCCCCUGGACAAGCUCGGCAUCCUCGUAGAGAGCCAGUCUAGUAACAACAUGCAGAAACACAAGUCUUCUUCCUCCUUCACUCCGUUCAUCGACCCACGCCUCCUCCAAGUCUCUCCAUCCACUGGAAGUGCGCUCAACAAUGUUGGCUACAGCAACGAUGCCCGGCUGGCAGAGGCACUGAGGGCUGACCCAUCUCGAAAGGGCUCCGUGGUUAAUGUUAACCCGGUCAAUACUCGUCCUCAGAGCGACACACCAGAGAUCCGCAAAUACAAGAAAAGGUUCAACUCUGAGAUCCUAUGUGCUGCACUCUGGGGAGUGAACCUGUUGGUUGGAACAGAGAGCGGUCUGAUGCUGUUGGAUCGUAGCGGCCAGGGGAAAGUUUACCCUCUGAUCAACCGACGGCGCUUCCAGCAAAUGGAUGUCCUGGAAGGGCUCAAUGUUCUGGUCACUAUAUCAGGUAAGAAGAACAAGCUUCGUGUGUACUACUUGUCCUGGCUGAGGAACAAGAUCCUGCACAAUGAUCCUGAGGUGGAAAAGAAACAGGGUUGGACCACUGUAGGAGACCUUGAGGGCUGUGUCCACUACAAAGUUGUGAAAUAUGAGAGGAUCAAAUUCUUGGUUCUUGCCCUGAAGAACUCAGUGGAGGUCUACGCCUGGGCACCCAAGCCCUACCACAAGUUCAUGGCCUUCAAGUCGUUCGGUGACUUGGUGCACAAACCCCUGCUGGUUGACCUGACUGUGGAGGAAGGUCAGAGGCUAAAGGUCAUCUACGGCUCAUGCUCAGGCUUCCACGCUGUUGAUGUCGACUCUGGGGCUGUCUACGACAUCUACCUGCCCACACACAUCCAAACCAGUAUUCAGUCUCACGCCAUCAUCAUACUGCCCAACACAGACGGCAUAGAGCUGCUGGUGUGCUAUGAGGAUGAGGGUGUUUACGUCAACACCUAUGGACGCAUCACCAAGGAUGUGGUACUGCAGUGGGGAGAGAUGCCCACCUCAGUGGCCUACAUUCGUUCCAACCAGAUCAUGGGCUGGGGGGAGAAGGCCAUAGAGAUCCGUUCAGUGGAGACAGGCCAUCUGGAUGGUGUCUUCAUGCACAAGAGAGCCCAGAGACUCAAAUUCCUCUGUGAAAGAAAUGACAAGGUGUUCUUUGCCUCCGUUCGGUCCGGAGGCUCCAGCCAGGUCUACUUUAUGACUCUGGGCCGAAGCAACCUGCUCAGCUGGUAGAGGUCCACACCCUAUACCUGUCUUCCUCUUCCUCCUCAUCCUCCUCCUCUUCCUCAUCUUCCUUAUUGUCCUCCUCCCUUGCUAACACUGGAUCUCAGAACCCACUGUCAACCUCUCGUCAGCCCUUGGACAAACAAAAGAGAACAAAAACAACGACCGACCAGCCCUUUGGAGCAGUCAACAACAAUGGCUUCACCCUCCCUCUGAAGCCACAGCCUUGCCGCACCCAAGCUCUAGGGCUGCAUACCACACAGUGACAACUGGUCAUCGCCCGCUGAAAUACCUGAAGUGACAGCUUGCGUACAAAAUGAAAUUAGUGAUUUAUUAAUAUAUGAAAGGAAGUAGAAAAAAAUGAAAUGUGAAUUCAAGAAAAGGAGACAAACAACAAAGUUUCCCUCCGUUUUCUUGGUGCUCAUCAGAUUGCGAUGGGAUAGAUUUUGUACCUCUGCAUCAUUUCCUGGGCUGAUCAGUAAGCUUGGGGUCCUCUAACUACUAGUACUGCUACCACUAUUAUUAAUACUACUGCUACUAUGUUCUGCAGGUCUGCCUCUUGUAAGAGAGUUCCCCCUCUGCCCCACGUUCUUGCCCUCUGCCCUUUCAUGUGAGCAUUUCAUGGGGCUGGUGGGGUUGGAGUCUGUUGUGUUAACGCUACAGUAGUGUGUGUAAAUGUACUUCUGUUUGGUCAGCUGACAUACUGGUUAGAGACUGUUGAGACUGUCAGCCAGGCGACAAACAGGAGGGAAGGGCCUAAUAAUUGAGGUUUUACUGUAAGUUUGAUUGAUGAGAUUCGACAGUAGGAGGUAUGUGUGUUGUUGAAGUAUUGUGUUGUUUGGACAGGUGCUUUAAAAAGAAGGGGGAUGAGAGAGAGAGAAAGAGAUGUUGAAGCAGAUGGAUUUCAGAAUAGUAUUUUUUGAAUUAUUACUAUUAUUAUUAUUAUUAUUAUUAUUAUGAUUCCUUGAAGAUAAGUGUAACUAUGUGGAGUUAAACAUGUCUUUUACCUUGUUUUUUAAGAUUUACGCACAUCCACCCACAGUCUACCGUUUGCUUGCUUUUACUCUGAACCCACAGAAGUGCAAGGUGUGUUUGUCUAAGAAGAAAGUGAUGUGGGUAUGGUCCAAAAAAUUAAAUAAAUAAAAGGUGUCUAUGUACAAUAAAAGUUAAUUUAAGCUUC
Molecule: messenger RNA, 5982 nt
Organism: Lates calcarifer (barramundi perch)
Lineage: Eukaryota; Metazoa; Chordata; Actinopteri; Centropomidae
Product: mitogen-activated protein kinase kinase kinase kinase 4
Exons: 32
Coding region: 237-4811 (1524 amino acids)
Biological process (GO): protein phosphorylation
Molecular function (GO): ATP binding; protein kinase activity
Source: RefSeq, a predicted model, not a curated record